Molecule: messenger RNA, 1047 nt
Organism: Triticum turgidum subsp. durum (durum wheat)
Lineage: Eukaryota; Viridiplantae; Streptophyta; Magnoliopsida; Poales; Poaceae
Source: the annotation of a GenBank genome assembly
AUGCUUCCCAUGGUCGACGACCCCUCCGCCGCCGGCGCCGCUGCGUCCUCCUCCUUCCCUGACGCCGACGCCUAUGGCAACGGGGACUCUGAAGACAUCGAGUUCCCAGUCGAUCCAAUUCCCAAUCCUCCCUUCUCCUCCUCUGCUCCCGUCGCCGCCCCCGCCUCUGCCACGGCCACGGUCGGGGAGCGGCGGCCCCUGUUCCAGCGGCUAUGGACGGAGGAGGACGAGAUCGUGAUCCUACGCGCGUUCGCCGAGUUUACGGCGCAGCGGGGCACGGCGUUCGCGUCCCACCAGUACGACACGGAACCCUUCUACGAGGAGAUGCGCCGACGCCUCCAGCUCGAUUUCUCCAAGAGCCAGCUCGCCGAGAAGCUUCGCCGCCUUAAGCGCAAGUACCGCAACUGCGUCGAGCGCCUCCGUUGCUCCGGCAACACGUUCUCCUUCCGCUCCCCUCACGAGCAGGCCGUCUUCGAGAUCGCUCGCAACAUCUGGCGCCCCUCCUCCGACAAGCACGGCCGCGACCCCAACGCCGCUGACUCUGAAGACGACGCCACAAUCACCGGCACGAAUGCUGCAGCCAACGGAGACGCCAAGUCCCCGUCCUCCUCAAAGGCGCAUCGCCGUGGCCGCCGCAGGCGUACGGCUGACUUGGCUGCCGAUGCGUCCGAGGGGCCUCAGCCGUACAUAUCGGGGCCCAUGCCUGUCAAGACGGAGGACUCGCUGCCGGCAUUCUUUCCUCAGGUCUCCAUGGACGGUGCUGAGCCUGUUGUGGCGCCAGUGGUGAACACGGAGAGCAGCGUCCUGACGCCUCUGUUCAAGGAAAUGGUCCGUGCCAUGCUAGGCAUCGGCGGCUGCCCGUCGCCGCUGGGCCUGGGAGCGAAGGUGCGGGAGCAACCGUCUGCAGUUCUCGGGAUACCCAUGGAGGGAGAGAAGUGGAGGCAACAGAGGAUUCUGGAGCUGGAGGUGUACCUGCGGCGGAUCGACCUGCUGCAGGACGAGGUGAAGUCGGCACUGGAGGAGCUAAAAUCCACGCCGCCAACAUGA